Messenger RNA from Drosophila hydei, 1459 nucleotides. RefSeq names its product persulfide dioxygenase ETHE1, mitochondrial. The record is from RefSeq and is a predicted model, not a curated record. Gene Ontology annotation, biological process: hydrogen sulfide metabolic process; glutathione metabolic process. Gene Ontology annotation, molecular function: sulfur dioxygenase activity. The transcript has 6 exons. The coding region runs from base 403 to 1290 and encodes 295 amino acids. NCBI's taxonomy places the organism in Eukaryota, Metazoa, Arthropoda, Insecta, Diptera, Drosophilidae.
AUGCAAAGCUUUCAGUUGACGAAAGAACCUACGCGUGCCAACAACAGCUGUUUUAUUGCGACAGCUUUCUUAACUUAUCGUACGCAAUUUGUUUAAAUAAACAUAUGACGAUUUGCUCAAUAACAGCGCGGCCGGCAUAACAACAAUAAACCAGCAAAGCUUUAAGCGUUUGCUUAAGCUACAGCAACAAAGCACACAUAAUACACACACACAAACAAAGACGAGUGCACACACGCCUCGCCAGUGAAUUGUUAUUGUAACCGAACCCGAAUUGCUCUUUCCACACACAGACAUAAAUUCAAGCUCACGAACGCCUCGCUUGUGACUUGUUAUUGUAGCCGAAACCGAACUUCUCUUCCCCACCGUUUCACGCACGACCGUGACUUGCCGAACUCCAGUGAAAUGAGAAUCGCAAGUGUCAGUCUGCUUUCAGCUUUCGCUCGGCUGCCUUCGUUGAUUCGUGCUAGCGCAACAGCCCAGUUACCUGCCUCUGUUCCAAUUAAAAGCUACUGCGCAGCUAUUUCACCACGAUCGCUACACAGUCAAUCAGCUGCAAUGACUCUGCCUGAGCGCAAGCCCUUCACAGCGGAUUUCUUCUUUCGGCAACUGUUUGAUACAGAGAGCAGCACCUAUAGCUACCUUCUGGCCGAUGCAAGCUCCGGCGAAGCCGUCAUCAUAGACCCCGUGCUGGAGCAGGCCAAGCGCGAUGCGCAGCUCGUUAAAGAUCUCGGCUUCAAGCUGAAAUAUGCGAUCAACACACAUAUGCACGCCGACCACAUAACGGGCAGCGGCUGGCUGCGUCAGCUAACGGGCUGCCAGUCGGUCAUUGCAGCGGCCAGUGGAGCCAAGGCGGAUCGGCAUAUCGCGGAGGGCGACCGCAUCGAGUUCGGUCGCCAUUCGAUCGAUACGCUGGCCACGCCUGGCCACACUAACGGCUGCAUGAGCUACGUUAUCAAGGAGCAGGGCUGCGUCUUCACCGGCGACACGCUGCUGAUCCGCGGAUGCGGACGCACCGAUUUCCAGGAAGGCAGCCCGAAGAGUCUCUAUGAGAAUGUGCACGCCAAGAUCUUUAGCUUGCCGGAGAACUAUCGCAUCUAUCCGGCGCACGACUACAAAGGUCAGCUCGAGAGCAGCGUGUGGGAGGAGAAGCGCUACAACCCGCGACUCACCAAGAGCAUCGAUCAGUUCAUCGAGAUCAUGGAAAAUCUCAAUUUGCCGUAUCCCAAGAAAAUCGAUGCCUCGCUGCCUGCCAAUCGGGAGUGUGGCGUAUACGACAUACCCAAGGAGUAGCACGGGAGAGCCGCGCUGUAUAUACCAAAUAUACACGGACAACUCUACAAGGGGAAAGGAACCGCUCAACAACUGUCUAGGCUAACGUCUACUAUAUAUACGCUAUAUAUUUCUACUAUAUAUAUAUAUACGCUAUAUAUUUCUACUAUAUCUAUAUAUACUUCGACUG